Molecule: messenger RNA, 1710 nt
Organism: Symbiodinium sp. CCMP2456
Lineage: Eukaryota; Dinophyceae; Suessiales; Symbiodiniaceae
Source: the annotation of a GenBank genome assembly
AUGGUGGAUGUCGGCGCCGAAAAGGAGGGCCUCAUACCUCUCUCGAUGAUAGGAGCUGCGGCUGCUGGCCCUGCGGGCAGCUGCUUUGACUGCGUUCGUGAAGGUGAAGAAGUCGAAGUCUGGGUAAGUCAUAUUUCCCAUCCAGAGGACCUGCGGCGCAGCAAGCUCGUGCUCUCCAUGGAGAGAGAGAAACCUUCGAAGCAAACUGGGCCAGUGGCCAAUGUCAGCCAAUUUCAGUCCAUGCUGGGGAAGGUCUGGUACAAUGGCACGGUCAGCCGACAGCGACCCUAUGGCAUCUUCGUGCAGAUCAAGGCGCCUGCAGGCGACGGAUUCAUUGAGGGCCUCGUCCACCGAACGGAGUGCACGAGCAAUGAGACCGUGGGUACCCAAGUGCAGGUGCGGGCUGUGCGCUUGGAUCCCGAGAAGAACCAUCUCUACCUCUCCAUGCGGCCUGCCUCUGCCAAAGGCGUCGAAGCCAGGCUCGCCGCCUUCAAGGACCUGGCGAAGGCUCGCCAGGUGCUCCCCGGCACCGUCUUUCGUCAAAGCGGGAAGUUUGGAGCCUUCGUGGAGGUUUCCCACCCCGACGGCACCAACGUCGUUGGCCUCGUCCCAUCUCAGGAGAAGGCUAUGCUAAGCCCAUGGACGUUUGGACUUUCAGCCGAAGUGAAGGGCCCGGAGCAGAGGAAGCUGUUCCUCCACGCUCGCUGGAGGACCUACACAUUGGCGCCCUGGCAGAGUUCGGGAAAGAGAGUUAGGGCCCGGAAAGAACAGCUGGAACUGUUCCGGCCAUGUCAGGAGCUGACAGGUGUGGUGAUACGGGUGCAGCCUGUGGUGCUCAUUGACGUGGGCCUCAAGAUCAGAGGCGUGCUGCCAGCUGGGAAGAUAAGCUCCCACAAUGAAGCGGACGAGGAUCGCGUGAACCUCGGCGAUCGGGUUCAGGUAUGGGUCAGCGAGAUCCGCUACAAGAGCAACAGGCGGGAUCGUCCGACGCUGAUCCUGGCGAUGGAGAAGAACAAGAUCUACAGCCUCUGGAACUCCGGGCCGGUCGCGAACUUGGAGGAUUUCCAGGGCCUCGAUGACCAGGAAUGGUAUACAGGCACCCUCACCCACAAGAUGCAGGCCGGAUGGUUCGUGAGUGUUCCCUCCCCUCUGGCAAGUGGGGAGCCGCUGAGCCGCCACGGCUUGGUCUACCUUCCGGAGUGCAAGGGUGAUGCUGAGAUCGGCUCGUCUGUGAAGGUUCGAGUUCUGGGUGUGGACUUGGAGAGGGGGCAUCUCCACCUCUCAAUGCGGACCUCCCCGCCGCUGAGGGGAACCGAGGCAAAGUUGGCGCUGUACCGAGACCUCACGGACCAUUGGCUGGAGGGUCGGGUGAAGAGCUUUGGGACCGGCGGAGCCUAUGGAGCCUCUGUGGAGGUUCGACACCCUGCUGCCGGGACGUUGGUUGGCAUUUUGCCGAAGGCGCAGAUGGAUCCAACGAAGCAGCUAGUCGUGGAUGGGAAGAUCCAGGUCCGAGUCUGGGAUGUCACGGACGACCGCCUGUUCCUCUCCAUGCAAGAGAAGGUGAAAGAAAUGCCGAAGGAGUUCCUGGCCUUGGUGGAGGACGAGCUCGGGAGCGCUUCAGCCGUGGAGCUCCUGGAAGAAGGUCAGAAGGUCGACGUUCGCGUGACAGACGCUGGGAAGGAGGGUUUGAAGCUUGCCCUGUGCACAUGA